AGUAAUCCUAGUAUUGUGUAGUUCUGUCAAGUCGAUAUUUAUGAUUCGCAAUUCUUAAUAAAGCGCAUUGUAAAACCGUUGUAGAGACAUUGCGAAUUAAGAAAUUUUUAUAACAGAUUCGAAGGUUAAAAACGAGGAACAAUGGGAACCGAUCACACACAUAGACGAUGGGGUCAUUUAAAAAAGAUUUUGGAGCGUUCUGGCCCAUUUUGCCGUCCAGAUUUCGAACCAUCGCCUGAAACUUUGCAAUUCCUUAUGGAAAAUUGUAAGCUUUUAGUCAUUGGUGCUGGAGGUUUGGGCUGUGAGUUAUUGAAAAAUUUGGCUCUCAUGGGAUUUAGACAAAUUCAUGUUAUUGAUAUGGAUACCAUCGAAUUAUCGAAUCUUAAUCGACAGUUCCUCUUCCGUCACAAAGAUCUGGGUUCUUCAAAAGCCGAAGUAGCAGCCAGAUUUAUAAACAACAGAGUACCAGGAUGUAACGUCACAGCACACUGCUGUAUGAUUCAAGACAAGGAUGAGUCGUUCUACCGUCAGUUUCAUAUAAUCGUCUGUGGCUUAGAUUCCAUAGUGGCAAGAAGAUGGAUAAACGGCAUGCUGCUAUCGCUGCUCGUUUACAAGGAUGGAGAAUUGGACCAAAGCAGCGUUAUACCAAUGGUUGACGGAGGCACAGAAGGAUUCAAAGGCAAUGCCAGAGUCAUACUGCCAGGAUUAACUGCAUGUAUCGAGUGCACUCUUGAUCUCUAUCCUCCACAGACAACUUAUCCAUUAUGCACAAUAGCAAAUACUCCUCGUUUACCAGAACACUGCAUCGAGUAUGUAAAAGUAAUCCAAUGGCCAAAAGAAAAUCCUUUCGAAUGUGUUAUCGAUGGCGAUGAUCCUCAACACAUUAAUUGGAUUUACGAAAAAUCGAUCGAAAGAGCAACCCAAUUUGGUAUACGAGGAUUGACGUACAGACUCGUACAAGGAGUUGUUAAAAAUAUCAUACCCGCUGUAGCUUCGACAAAUGCAGCAAUCGCUGCUACAUGCACCACCGAAGUUUUUAAACUCGCUACCAGUUGCACACUAUCUCUCAACAAUUAUAUGGUUCUCAAUAAUUUGGACGGAAUUUAUUCAUAUACGUACGAAGCAGAGAGAAAAUCGGAUUGCUUGGCGUGCAGUCAGGAACCACGAGAAAUACAAAUCCGCGAUGAAACCGUUAAAUUGAAGGAUCUGAUUGAGUUGAUGUGCGCACGUCCCGAUCUACAAAUGAAAAACCCUGGGCUUACCGCAAACAUCAAUGGAAAAAUGAAAACUCUCUAUAUGCAAACUGUCGCUAGUAUUGAAGAAAAAACACGCGAAAAUUUGACAAAAACUAUGGGAGAAUUGGGACUAAAGGAUGGCACGGAGAUAAACGUUGCUGAUAUCACGACACCGAAUACAGUAGUUUUUAAGCUCCGAUUUGAACCAUGCGAUGUCGAAAUGAAUUGAUCCAAACAUACAAUUUAACUCAUGUAAAUUAUUGUAAAUCAUUACAAUUUUUCAGUUAAAUCCAAUUAAUAUUCGCUAAAAUAAACGUCUGUUGUAAGUA
Messenger RNA from Venturia canescens, 1564 nucleotides. RefSeq names its product Ubiquitin-like activating enzyme 3 (gene Uba3). Gene Ontology annotation, biological process: protein neddylation. Lineage: Eukaryota; Metazoa; Arthropoda; Insecta; Hymenoptera; Ichneumonidae. The coding region runs from base 142 to 1464 and encodes 440 amino acids. The transcript has 5 exons. Gene Ontology annotation, cellular component: cytoplasm; nucleus. The record is from RefSeq and is a predicted model, not a curated record. Gene Ontology annotation, molecular function: NEDD8 activating enzyme activity.